UGUAAUUCAGCCAAUGUCAAUUUUGCGCGAUUGAAAAUUGCACUACAAUUUUUAUUUCAAUGUUUUUUAAUUCUGUGUAUUUCUCUCUAUUCUUAGGUACUUUAUUUUAUUGUAGAGAAAAAUAAAUAUAGAUUCCCCAAAUUCUAUAGUAGCUACGCAUAUUUUUUGGUUUCUGCAGUCAUGUUCGUUCUAGCUUCGACCGCGUCUCCACUAAAAAUAAUGUAACCUACGAUAAUAUGGUUAAUUUUGGAGCGGCAGGUAGUGGAGCCAAAUAAUAUUUUCAGCCAGUAACUGAGCUAUAAUAAACAUUACAUUCCUUCAGCAUUCACUUUCGAAUACGCCGGUACAUAGCAAUAAUAGGUUACGGAAUAAAUCUAGAAAUUAAGUCAAGACGUUCUACCUCAACAUAAGCAAUAUGAAAAAUAAGUUUAGGAAUACAGAUUCGGCAAUCAAAGCUGGUGAUCUUAUAUUAACCGAACAACCAUUCGCGUUUGUUUUGUCUUCCAAGGAAAGGGGAAUUCGCUGUGAUAAUUGUUUGGAAAAGGGCAAGGUUCUCAAGUGCUCCGGAUGCCAAUUUGUGCACUACUGCGGCCGGUCAUGCCAACGGGAUGCCUGGGGAGAUCACAAGUGGGAAUGCGCGAAUCUGAAGCGGGUGUCACCCAAGGUGAUACCUGAUGCUGCACGCAUGCUGGCCAAGAUCAUCAACCGACUGAGCCGGGGGGACGGACAUUCUUACAGGGCGUUCUACUCGGCCACUUCCUUUAGGAUGUGGAAGGAUCUUAUGUCACAUUACUCAGAUUUGAAGACAGACCAGAAAAGGAUGGAGCACUUCGCAUCACUGUGCAGAGUGCUACACGAGUUUCUGAAGGACAUCUCCUUGCCGAACGCUGUUGAAAUGAUGGGCUUGUUUGGAAGGAUGGUAAUCAACAGCUUCACAAUACUAGACAUCGAUAUGAACUCCAUAGGGACUGGGGUGUACUUAGCAUCAUCUAUAGUGGACCACAGUUGUGAUCCAAACGCAGUGGCCACGUUUGACGGGAAGACUAUCAACAUACGGGCGUUGAGGGAUAUGCCUUGUUUAGACUGGAAUCAGAUCCGCAUAUCAUACAUUGACCUGAUGCAGACCCCAUACGAGCGCCAGAGGGAGCUACUGGAGAACUACUACUUCCUGUGCCAAUGUGACAGGUGCAUGGAUGAUGAGCAACUGAAAACUGUACACGCUGCGAAUUGUCUCAAUCCGAAUUGCGAUAAUCCAAUAGUUAUACCUUGGAAAGAGAAUUGCCAAUUGGUCAUGAAACCUGAACAAAAUGGACACAAACAAAAUGGAUAUCACGAUCAAAAUGGUCAGAAUCAUAACGAGAAUGGAAUAGAUUGUGAAGAAAAUGGACAAGGCGAAGUGAAUGAUAAUCACAAAGAAAAUGGAACGGAUGAUGUUACAAGGUGUGACGAGUGCGGGUCUAAAUUUACGGAGGAACAAAAAGAAAUAUUCGUCAAAGCUAUGGAGUUUACUGAACUGCAUUUGCGGAAUAUGAAGGACGCUUCUGUUGCAUACGUGGACGUGUGCGUGUACUGCCUGUCGCAGCAGCGCGACGUGCUGCACGCGCUCAACGUGACGCACGCGCAGACGCUCGACCACGCCUUCGACGCGCUGCUGCUCGUGCGCAUGUGGGACCGCGCCCUCGCCGUCGCCGCGCAGCUGCUGCCCGCUUUCAGAUUCUAUUACGGAGAUCGACAUCCUCUACUUGGACUGUUGCAUGUGAAGUAUGGAAAAAUAUUGCUCUACAAAAUGGACUUGGAAAAUGCUUUAGAACAACUAAAAUGUGCAGAAAAGAUACUAAGGAUCACCCAUGGUGUGAAGCACCCUUUAUAUAAAGAUCAGUUACUGCCAUUGUUAACACAAGCAACUUUAGAAUCUUCUUAGAAUUCAAAAGGGCGUGUAGUGUUAUUAUAGUGAUAAGUGAAAACACCAAUAUUCCGAAGCCUUAUUGCGAUUAAGAUGAAUAAAUACAUAUUUAUAUUUUAUACAUUUUGAGUCAAAUUAGUAGACUAUAUUAUUUAUUUCAAUUUUACAAUGUCAAUUAUUUUUAUCCGUAAGCAAAAGGCUGUGUGUGCAAUAAAUAUGAUUUGGAAAAGUC
Plodia interpunctella (Indianmeal moth) is the source of this 2135-nucleotide messenger RNA. It is a transcript of the gene Smyd3, whose product is annotated as SET and MYND domain containing, class 3. Bases 416 to 1921 code for a protein of 501 amino acids. The record is from RefSeq and is a predicted model, not a curated record. Gene Ontology annotation, molecular function: protein binding. NCBI's taxonomy places the organism in Eukaryota, Metazoa, Arthropoda, Insecta, Lepidoptera, Pyralidae. The transcript is spliced from 9 exons. Gene Ontology annotation, cellular component: nucleus.